Molecule: messenger RNA, 216 nt
Organism: Nematocida homosporus
Lineage: Eukaryota; Fungi; Microsporidia
Product: mitochondrial import inner membrane translocase subunit TIM13
Exons: 1
Coding region: 1-216 (71 amino acids)
Source: RefSeq, a predicted model, not a curated record
AUGAACUGGAUACAACGGAGGCCGGGAGAUCCUGAAGUAACUGCCUUCUUUGAAGAAACAACCGAAGAGUGCUUUAACAAGUGCGUAAGCACUAUAGCCCAUCCUCUUAACAAGAAGGAGAAGAAAUGCAUUGAACAGUGCACUCUCAUUCGUUUAGAAAGGCUCAGAGAUAUUGAGCAGGCAAUAGCCAGUCAUAUUCAGAAGAAGAACAAGUAA